Messenger RNA from Asterias rubens (European starfish), 8878 nucleotides. Its product is annotated as ribosome-binding protein 1-like. The record is from RefSeq and is a predicted model, not a curated record. Lineage: Eukaryota; Metazoa; Echinodermata; Asteroidea; Forcipulatida; Asteriidae. Gene Ontology annotation, cellular component: endoplasmic reticulum membrane. The coding region runs from base 96 to 3998 and encodes 1300 amino acids. The transcript is spliced from 22 exons.
AGCUCAAUUUGAGAGAGCGAAGUGGAUCUUUCAACUCUAAAAAUCUUGUCAGAUUUUGUGGUCUCUGCAGUAAAAGGUGCACAUCCGAUUCCACAAUGAUUGCCCUUGACUUGUACGAGCCCCAGGUCUUGGCUCUUGUUGUCUUUGCUAGCUUCUUGGGCAUGUCAGCCCUUGUCUACAUCAUCUCCAUCCUUACCUUCAAGGAGAAGACCUAUGAGGAAGCUAUUGCCGAACAACGUGCACAACUCAGCAAAGAACAGCAACAGCAGCAACAACAGCGUGAUCAGAAGCACAAACGUCGCCAAGUUUUCACACGCAAGAAGAAAGAGAAGGGAGAGAAUAAUGUCGCAAACCAAUCGCCGCCACCAUCUCCUCCUCAGCCCAAGCCAGUGGAAGAGGUAAUCAAACCGAAGGUAGAGCAGCAAGUAGCUGCAGCACCACCACCUGCUCCACAACAGAAGGCUAAAUCUCCCAAACAGGGCAAGCAACAAAAGGCAGCCCAGCAGCAGCAGCAGCAGCAACAGCAGCAGCAGCAGCCACCCAAGGCGAAAGAGUCUGCUAAGAAUGCCCCUGCUCCAGUCAAGGAGGCACCUGCUAAGAAAGCUCAGAAGGAGACCCCUAAGGAGGCUCCGGUGAAGGAAGCGCCAAUCCAGAAGGCAGCUGCCGCAAAUACCAAAGCAGCUCCUCCACCAGCCAAGACCCCUUCACCGAAAACAACUCAGAAGUCCACUCCAAAGCCUGCCCCGAAACAAAAGCAAGUUGAGGAGAAGGUCCAGAAGAAGGAAGCUGUGGUUGUCGCUCAGAAGGCUCCUGUGUCUCAGACGGCCCCGCCACCUGCAAAGAAGGAGACGAGCGUUCCACUGAAGAAGGAGGCAAGUUCUCCAGCGAAGUCGAAGGGCAAGGGAUCUCGAGGUGUGGCAGCAUCGGGUGACAAAGGAUCUGGACCUGCAGGGGACACAGCAGUUGACACCGGUGCCAUGAAGGCCAAGAAUCUGACUGCAAUGCUGAAGGCUGCGUCUCUGUCCAACAAGGAAGUCCAGCAACUUGUAGAAGUACUUCUAAACAAGAACGGUGGAUCUGCCGCAGCAGCCUCUACUUCCGAAAACUGGGUCAAGGCUAACCAGCGUGAUCCCAUGCAGGCCAUGAAGAAACAACUCCAGGAGAAGGAGCAGGCAUUGCACAAUGAGAUGCUCCUGGCCCAGUCAUCAUCCCAGAAGGUCAAGGAGCUACGUGUUGAGCUGAAUCAAGAGAAAGGAAGCAGGCUGCAAAUUGAGUCUCGCUACAAGGAGAAAGUACAGAACCAGGCCAGAGAGAUUGAGGCAUUCAAAGUCAGAAUGCAGCAGAGUCAUGACGGUCACGCUCGGGAAACUCAAAAUCUUCAAACCCGUAUUAAGCAGAUGGAGAGUCGAACUGAUAACACCAGCUUGGAGGCACUCAAACAAGAGAAUGCUCGACUCAAGGCAGAGGCUACUCGCAAUGCACAACACUUCCAGAAUGAAAUGCAGAAGAUCAAGAGUCAAGCCUCCAACAAUGAGAGCCACAUGAGACAGAGUGAGGAGCAACGACGUAACUUGGAGACCAAGAGAGCUCAGCUCGAGCAACAGCUCAAGAUGUUCGAGGCAGGACAAGCUGGACAGCGUGAGAACGAGACUGCCCUUUCCAAGCGUCUUAGCGAGGUGUCCGAGGAGCUCCGUAAAGCCGAGUCUCGUUUCCAGACAGCAACUCGUGACGGAGACAAGGCCAAGGAGAUGUUUGUGUCUCUGACCAAGGAGAGCGAGACGCUGAAGUCACAACUGCAGGAUGUGUAUCGCUUGGACAGUGAGAAGAGCACUCAGAUGGCUACCAUGGAGGCACGAGUCAGGGACGCAGAGAAGCAGAAGGCGACUCUAGAGAGCGUCGUGAACGACUCAAAGGGAAAACUGGGUGAUGCUGAGAGACUUAGCUCGCAGAAGGACAAAGAAAUCAAGAACCUUAAGGAUGCUAAAUCAUCGCUGGCAUCGCAGCUAGAGACAAAGACCAAGGAGUUGAGCCUAGCAAUGGAAGCCAACAAACCCAACGGAAACAUGGCUCCUGAGGGAUCCAAAGAAGACACCAUCUCAAAGAAGGACCAUGAAAACAUUGUGAAUGAGAAGGAGAAAGCACUGGCCACCCUACAGCAACAAGUCUCAGCCAGUAAGAAGGAACUGGAGUCUACUAAACAAACGGUAGAACAGCAAAAACAAAGAAAUAAUAAACUUCAGGAGAAAAAUUGGAAAGCCAUGGAGGCACUCGCAGCCGCCGAAAAAACUAGCUCGGAAAAAGUGUCAAAGGCUGUGACAGACCAGAAGGAGGAGCUCAAUGCAAGUUUAUUCAAGGAGCAGGAGACGUCCAGGAAAUAUCUGACUAAGAUAUUCCCAGAUAUCAGUGUAAAAGAGGGUCUUGCACACAAAGACUGGAUGUCGCAGUUUGAGAAAAAUGCUUUGAAUUAUCUUGCCGUACAGAAAGCGUCCUCGGGGUUGGAGGUAACAGAGUUGUCUUCCAAGUUGUCCGGAUUGGAAGAUGAGAAAACUAAGCUAGUUAGCCAGUGUCAGCAUUAUAAAUCAGUCCUAAGUGAUACGGAAGGAAUCUUAAACAAACUUCAAAGCAGCGUAGAAUCAGAGGAGAAGAAAUGGCAAGACAAGAUGUCCAUCAAGGAUACAGCUUUGGCCCAGGCCAAAAGAGAACUUGCCUCAGUGCAGGAACAACAAAAAGAUGUGGAGGGAUUGAAAAAGGCAUCAGCUGAGAAGGAAGCCUUGUCUGCUGAGCUGGAGAAGGCCAAGACCAGCAUCAGUCAGAUGGAGAAGGAGCGAUCAGCGUCUUCUGCCGAGUACGAGUCCACAUGCCGUGAACUCAAAGAUGUACAGAAUCAACUCAGGCAACUCAUGGAGGAGUUAAACACAGCCAACAAGAGAGCCGAGAAUAGCGUCAGCUCCGACGAAGUCCAAAAGGUUAAGACCGCCCUCGCCAACGAACAGGAACAGGCUCAGAAACUUUCCACUGACCUGGACAAAGCCAACAGUACCAUCGAGCAACUCCGCAAGUCCUCCAGCAGCUUGAAGGACAUUCUUCAGGAGGAGGUCAGGUCCCUCCAAUCCUCCUCAGAGAAGCUCCAGACGGAACUGGCCGGCACCAAGCAAAGCCUUGAGACGGCUGAGCAGAGGUUUGCUCAGUCUUCGUCUCAGCUGCAGUCAGCUCAACAGGGGCUUCUCCAGUCCAAAGCUGAAGUCGAGGAGACCAAGAAGGAGCUUCUCCAAUCCAAAUCAGAAGUCCAGGAGGCUCAGAAGCAGCUGCUCCAGUCAAGAUCAGAAGUCGAGGAGGCUCAGCAGCAGUCCAGAUCGGAAGUCGAGGAGGCCCAGAAGGAGUUGCUCAAGUCCAAAUCAGAAGUGGAAGAGGCUCAGCAGAAAUCCAGAUCGGAAGUCCAGGAAGCUCAGCAGGGGCUUCUCCAGUCAAAAUCGGAAGUCGAGGAGCUUCAGGCCAGCCUGGGGAGAACUCAAGAGUCUUUACAAGCAGCUACUAAGGAGAAGCAGGUUCUGGAGCUCACCAUAUCCUCACUGAGAGAAGAUGUGGAGGCGGCGAAGAAGGUGCCUGUAGAGACUGCCGAGUCGACAGAGACUGCCGAGUCGACAGGGACUGCCGAGUCGACAGGGACUGCCGAGUCGACAGAAAGCAAUGAGGAAGAGGUUAAGACUCUAAAGGAAGCCCUACAGAAAGAGAAGGGUCUGACUAAGGACCUUGGCAUGGCCGCAGGCAAACUCCAGGCCAUGCUGAAGAAGACUCAGGCACUGUAUGCAGCUGAGAAGAAAGCUACGUCAGAACUCAAAGCCAAAGCUGGUAUUACGGAUGAGCAAGCAGAGAUAAGUAGUGCACUGACAGACAGCCAAGUAGAGCUCCAACUGUUAGAUGCCGCUGACGAGGAGGAGGCAAAUGGUAAACCAGCAGCGGCCAAGCCCGCAGAGACUGCCGGCGGGACAUCGGUGUAACAUACAAAGGUACUCCAACGACAGAGUGACAUCGAAGGCCUUCCAGUUUAGUGUAACAUAAAACCAUCGUCCAUUGUUGUAUCUUCUUUUAAAAAUGCCGUCAAUGAAUUAAAGUUUAGAAUAUCAGAUUUAAAAAACGAUCGUGUAUUUUUUAUGUGCAAGAAGCUGAGGGAUGUGUGCUGGAAAUCUCAAAAUCCUUGAUGGAAUCUUUUGAAAGGUUUAUCCGGAGAAACGAAAAAAGUAAAGUCAAAUUAUGUAUUAUAAUUCACUUUGUAUGAAGGAAAAUAUUGAUAAGGUGUCAUUAUGACCUUGGUUGUGACCUUGGUUAUGAUCCUGUGACCUUGGUUAUGACCUUUGUUGAAAGGUCAUAGGUCAUGGUGGGAGUGUUUAUUCGUGAAAGCAAGUGAUUAUUAAGGGCGGUUUUAUUUGAAAUGUUUCUGUUUGAUUUUGAGUUGUUUUGACCAUUCAAUGCAAAGUUUUUUGUUUUCUUUUUUGCUUCUUUGCCCUAAUUAAAAGUAAGAUGUUUUUAUCAGGUACCGGCGGGACAAUUUUCUCGGUUGGGGUUUAUUGCCAGAUUCUAAGAGAUCUACCCAGAUAUUGUCCGAUCUGUAUCUUUGUAAUGACAACUUUCCCCGAAGAGCUUGUCAUAUCAGCCUAUCAAAAAAUUACAAAAAAGGAAAUAACAGAAAGAAUUUCUCAGAUGGGUUUGGGAGAUCUAUCCGGACAUUGUCCGAUCUGGAUUUUUGUAAUGACAAGUUUCCCCGAAGAGCUUGUCAUAUGAGGCUAUCAAAAAACACAAACGGGAAAUAUCAGAAAGAGUUUCUCAGGGGAAAGUUCCAUCAGUUCAAGAUUGACGUACUUGUGUAAUAAGUCAGACUGCUGGCAGGAUGUGAGGGGAAAAACCCUGUUAAUGUGUCACCUUGCUAUAGAUAGAUUGGUUUGAUUGAUUGAGGAAUGGUACAAUUGCUUAGCGUUUGGUCGAGGAAAUAGUCCUCUCGCCAGGAAGUUGGUCCGUCCAAUUCAUGCGCCGAUAAAAAAAACAUCGUCCAAUUCAUGCGCCGAAAAAACCCCACAACUCUCAGUGAAUGUAAAAACAAAUCUUGUGUUACUGUUUGACCAUAACACCAUGUGAUACUGUAUCUACCUUGAUGUGUGGCCUAUUUUGACGUGUCCUGCUGCUUAUCUACUGCCGCUGAGUAAACUGGGAACUGGGAGACUAUCAAAGUUCAAAUAAGAAUUUGUCAUGUUGUAAUACCAGAGACAUGAUAUUCUUUCUACUGAAGUUUGAUUGCUGACUUGUUUUGCCUGUCAAAAAAUAUCAGCAAAACUGUUUUAAAAUAGCCUGAAAGUCUAUUAGCCCUUGUGUACUCAACCAAGUUGUCCUACUUUUUUCCACGGACCUAGUAUCAUGCUUGAUAUCUACUGCCGUCGUGUAGAUUUUUAAAUUUGGAAUCUAACAAUCCUUCAAAAAUAUUGAUGCUCCGCCUGGCCUAUACGGAUGCCUUCUUGCCCCUGGUCAUUUGCCUUGGUGCCCCUGGAAAUGUUCCAAAAUAAGCUUUCAAUUUCCUUAUAGAGGUGCUCUUUCAGAGGAGACGACGCCUUCGUUGCCCCUGGUCAUUGCCUUGGUGCCUUUGAAAUGUUCAAACAGAAGUUUACCAUUUCUUCACAGAGAUGCCUGUUACCCCAAAAAGAAAACGCCUUGGUGCCCUUGCCCUUUCAAAAACAAAGCAUCAAUUCUGCCAUGCCAUGCCUCAAAUCACAAAUCAAACUUUCUAUUAUAAUGUUCAAAUCUGUCAUUUUUGUCACAUAUUUAUCAGUGGAUCAAAUCAUUCUAUUUAAAAGGUUUUGUCAAAGACCCUUCUUUGGAGUUGAGGUUAACGACCAAAAUAUAUGUAGUAGCAGUAAAACCUGAAAAAAAUAAGUUGCAAUUUUCUCCUUUAUGCCAUCUACUUAAUUGAUUCCUCCUCCCUCCUUAAUAACGUUAUGUUCAGAGUUAUUAUAAUAACUAUUUUUUUCUCCAUGUAUCCUGUUUUAUAUAAAUAAAUAAUGCUUGUAAAUAAGACCAAACAAAAAAAUUAAUGCAUGCCAUUGUUUCACGUCUGACCACAAGAUAAAGCCGCGUCCGAACUGCUGGCUAUGGCUGUUGCUAAGGGUGUUGCUGUGAGCCAUCCUAUGCUCCAGCACUUGUUGGCAUGACGAUGAAGCCACAGCCAUUAAUUCGGACACGGCUUUGUUAUGAAUAUGCCAGUUAUGGAGAACUAUACAUUUUUUAUACUACAUGUUGUGUGUGUAACAUGCAUUAGAUUUGAUAAGGCAAGCAGGGGUGCGUUUGGGCUGUCAUAACAAAUGGUCGGUUGAACUGACUAUUGGUCAAUCACUGGCCAAUGAAGGAAACAGUUAUCGGAGUAUGACAGCCAAAACCAACCCCAGAGUGGACGGGAUUAUGUAUGUUGCUUGCCUGCGUAUUUGUAUCCGUUUAAACAUUCCAUCGUAGUUGAUACAUGGUUUAGAGUAUAAUAAGCUCAGCAAAUAGAAAUUGUAGGACAGGAAACCUAACAGUUAAGUCUACUGUUCUGAAAAGCUGCAUUCUCGGAACUUAAAAAAAAAUCCAACAUGAUUGGACAUUAUUAAUUUAUACAAAAUAAAGUAGAAUUAGUAGCAAUGUAUAAUCGAUUACAAGUGGGUUCUGAAUUUACAUCAAUGGAUCAUAUUUGCUGGUCUUUAAAAACUGUUAUUCGCACUGUAUACACAGAAAGAUAACAAAAUAACCAGCCAAAUAACAAACAAACAUUAAACCUUGUGAACACUUGUCUUGAAAUAUAAAUACUGAAGUUUAAAAAGCUACGCUCAAUUUUAAAAGUUGACAAAAAUAGUGCUUGGUAAAUUUGUCAAGACUCACAGGUAGCAUGUCUCUAGCAGCAAACAUAACAGUCAUAUUUAUCAUUGGUAAACAAGGAUUAAGUUGGCAUGCUUCGUAGCUCUAUGAACUUGUUGAUCACCUUGUUUUAACUAUUAAGCAUUUGGACUACCACCCAUCCCAUUUUAUUUUAAUUUUCUUUCCCUUUUUUUUCUCAAGUUCUUUUCUGGACACAUGUUAUUCAUAAUUCACAUUUUUAAUUGAUAAUUUUUCUUUUCUUUAUUAAGUUCUCUAGAUGAAAUUAAUUAUUACAAAACAGGGUGGUAAUGUAUUUAAAGCAUAGAAAUUAGUAAUUCAAUGAUGUUAUGUUACUCUCUGUAUUGUGUCAGGUUAAAACAUGGCCUAAAAUGAAUGAAUUCGCACCAGCAAAAUUUUGAUUCCUCGAUCAAGUACACACAAAUUUUGGCCAUACUUUUUGGUUGAUUGUUUGGGUUGAACAAAGAAUUGACUAGAGUGGGAUUCGAACCAACGACCUACGGAUUAACGUGCCGGCGCUCUACCAACUCAGCUAUUUGACUGAAAGAGAAACCAGAAAAACAGAAACACACAGCAGAGAAAAAAAGAGUCAAUGUUGUUGUUUCUUGUUAAAUUAAAGAUAGAUCGAGGCACAAAGCUGUACUCGGAAAUUCCCUAAAACCUUCAUGUUGGUUGAAGUUCCAGGUAUCUGAAAGGGAAGGAACUUCAUGGGUCAUAAUGGACGCUGAGUUCAAGGCACUGUGUAGUCAUAAUUAUAAUGUACUGCUUUUUUGUUGUUUGUGUAAUUGCAGGCAUUUUUUAAAACAAUGAAUGUGUCCAGUCAUAAGUACAACGGCAAAACACUGGAUGUACAUGUAAAGUGGUACCUCAAUAGACCCAUUUCAAAACGCUCAGCGCACUUGCACGCGCCUCUGCUGUCUGCCAUUUUGGGUGUCAAAAACACGCACAAAAGAAUGUGUUUACGCACCUCCGAACAAUGUGCGUCUUCAAUUUCUGCCUUGUUGGUGGAGUCCAUUCCUUUUGUGCACAUUUCGACACACAAAUUGGCAAACAGGAGACGCACAUGUAUGUGCGCUGCGCAUGGGCUAUAGGGUCUACUCAUCUGUUUUUGUUUUAAGUGGAAAAACCUUGAUAAGAAAGUACACAUAAUGGAGUCAUAGUAUUAGGGUAGCAAUGUAAGGGAUAAACUUUAAAACAAUUUAUAAUAGCUGUAUUUACAUAGCGCCUAACACCUUACAAACUUCAGCAUUAGUUCAUAAUGGCAUGUUAAGAGUUAGAGACUUGUACUUUGCAAUUUUGCAUUUCUAAAAACUCUUGUCCCCCCAAAAAAGAGAAGGAAAUACAUGUAAUAUAUUGCUUUUUAAGGUUAUUAUGAGCUCUGUGGAACAUUAGGUGAAUUGGAUUGUUUUCAGAAAUGAUUGUUUAUUAUUUCUGUGCUGUUCUGCUCAACGACCUUUUUGACCUUUGCCAUCACAUGUUUACUCAAGAGCCCCAAAGCCUGGACUUCCUGCUGGCACGUCUAGUACACAGCUUGGUGAAAUAAAAAAAAGACACAUUUGACAUUUUUCUCAUCUGAAUCGCAACGACUUUUGACAUCAAGAAAAAGAUUGGCUCUCAAAAUAUUUCCUUCUGUUUUUGUUGUUGCUUGUUUCAAUUCUAGAUUGUAUGUGGAAAGUAUGACAUAAAAAAAAGGAAAAUGUCAACUUACAACCAGUGUACUAUCUUGCCUGCCAGGAAAGGCCCUGGAAUUCAGAAGGUCACUCUCAUGUUUAACAAAGUGACAUGGUCUAUAUUUUAACUAUUCUAAUGAAUUUAUAAAUCUCACUGAUUGGAACUCGCUUAACAGCCUUGUGUAUACUUGCUGGUCGUAAUUAUAUUAAGAAUAAUUUCAGAAUAAUAACUCUGGAAUUGGAUGGAAGACCAUUGUUGAUUUAUGUACCCAUAUCCAAUGAAAUAAAAGCGGUCAUUGUCACUGACUUGAAGGUAA